Magallana angulata is the source of this 3963-nucleotide messenger RNA. RefSeq names its product GATA zinc finger domain-containing protein 14-like. The transcript has 10 exons. The coding region runs from base 1 to 3963 and encodes 1320 amino acids. The record is from RefSeq and is a predicted model, not a curated record. NCBI's taxonomy places the organism in Eukaryota, Metazoa, Mollusca, Bivalvia, Ostreida, Ostreidae.
AUGUGUUCAAGAGAUUGUGGUGGUGUUGUUUUAGGAAGAUCGGUUCAAUACGGAGGACCAUCUUUGCUACGAAAACGUCGGAGUAACAGAAACUCUGAUAGAACAAACGAAGGAAAUGAUGGGGACCAAACCCGAAAUCAAAAUCAAAAUGGAAAGAGCAAUGAUGGACAAGGAGAAAACACCAAUGAAAGAAAAACAUCGGAGAAUAAUGGAGAACAUCAGACAGCCGAAAACACCGAUGAUACAAAUAGUGAAGCCAAUCACGUCGCAGUUGUGAAACAAGACAGUCUACCUGCAAUACCAGAAGGAGCGUUGGUCAGAGUUCUGGAGACGGUUCCUGUCACUGUGACCUACUUUGUGAAGAACGGCAGGACUGCUGUGAGGAUGUGUAUGUCCAAGACCAACCAUAUCAACAUCGACAAUGACAAGUUCAACAUCAACGGAACCGACUCUAUCAACGUCGACAGAAGCCAUAACAACAACAACAUCAGAAACACCAACAACAUCGACAGCAGCUACAACAUCAACAACAGAACAAACAGUAUCAACAUCGACAGAAGCCAUAACAACAACACCAUCAGAAACACCAGCAACAACAUCAACAGCGGCUGUAACAACAUCAACAGCACAAACAGUAACAACAUCGACAGAAACCAUAACAACAACAUCAGAAACACCAACAACAACAUCGACAGCGGCUAUAACAAUAUCAACAGAAGAAGAAGUAUCAACAUCAACAGAAGCCAUAACAACAACAACAUCGGAAAAACCAACAACAACAUUGACAGAAGCCAUAACAACAACAACACCAUCAGAAACACCAGCAACAACAUCAACAGCGGCCACAACAACAUCGACAGCGGCUAUAACAACAUCAACAGAAGAAGUAUCAACAUCAACAGAAGCCACUACAACAACAACAUCGGAAACACCAACAACAACAUUGACAGAAGCCAUAACAACAACAACAAAAUCAGAAACACCAACAACAACAUCGACAGCGGCUAUAACAACAUCAACAGAACAAACAGUAUCAACAUCGACAGAAGCCACAACGACAUCAGAAACACCAACAACAUCAUUGACGGAAGCCGUACCAACAACAACAACAUCAAAAACACCAACAACAACAUCGACGGCGGCUAUAACAACAUCAACAGAACAAACAGUAUCAGCAUGGACAGAACCCAUAACAACAAUAUCAGAAACACCAACAACAACAUUGAAAGAAGACAUAACAACAACAUCAGAAACACCAACAACAACAUCGACAGAAGCUAUAGCAACAACAUCAUCGACAGCUGCUACAACAUCAACAUCAAUAACACCAACAACAACAUCGACAACAGCUUUAACAACGACAUCAGAAACACCAACAACAACAUUGACAGCGAGACCAUAACAACAACAACAUCAGAAAAACCAACAACAACAUCGACAGCAGCUAUAACAACAUCAACAGAACAAACAGUAUCAACAUCAACUGAAGCCAUAACAACAACAUCAGAAACACCAACAACAAUAUCGACGGAAGCCAUAACAACAACAUCAGAAACACCAACAAUAACAUCGACAGCUGCUACAACAACAACAUCAGAAACCCAUAACAACAACAUCAGAAACACCAACAACAAUAUCGACGGAAGCCAUAACAACAACAUCAGAAACACCAACAAUAACAUCGACAGCUGCUACAACAACAACAUCAGAAACACCAACGACAAUAUCGACGGUAGCCAUGACAACAACAAUAUCAGAAACACCAACAACAACAUCGACAGCUGCUAUAACAUCAUCAUCAGAAACACCAACAACAACAUCGGCAGCAGCUUUAACAACUACAUCAGUACCAACAACAUCAUCGACAGCAGCUACAACACCAACAACAGAACAUACAUUAUCAACAUCAACAGAAGCCAUAAAAACAACAACUUCAGAAACAUCAACAACAACAUCGACAGCGGCUUUAACAACAAAAUCAACGGAACAAACAGUCUCAGCAUCGACAGAAACCAUAACAACAACAUCAGAAACACCAUCAACAACAUCAACAGCAGCUUUAAAAACAACAUCGAUAGCAGCUUCGACAACAACAACAGAACAAACAGUAUCAACAUCGACAGAAGCCAAAAGAAAAACAACAUCAGAAACACCAACAAAAUCAUCGAAAGCAGCUUUGAGAACAACAACAUCAGAACCAACAACAACAACAUCGGAAGCAGCAUUAAUUACAACAAAAACAACAACAACAGAACAAUCAGCCAUUACAAUAACAUCGGAAACACCAAUGACAAUAUCGACAGGAACUUCAACACCAAUAACAGAACAAACAGUAUCAACAUUGAAAGAACCCAUUACAACAACAUCAGAAACACCAACAAAAACAUCAACAGAAGCCAAAACACCAACAACAACAUUGACAGCAGCUUUAACAACAACAUCAGAACCAACAACAUCAACAUUGACAGAAGCCCUAACAUCGACAUCAGAAAUACCAAAAACAACAUCGACAGCAGCUCAUACAACAACAUCAGAACCAACAACAACAUCGACAGCAGCUAUAACAACAUCAAAAACAGAACCAACAGUAUCAACAUUGACAGAAACCAUUACAACAACAACACCAGAAACACCAACAACAAUAUCGACAGAGGCCAGUACAACAAGAAUAGAACCAACAACAACAUCGACAACAGCUAUAACAACAUCAACAGAACAAACAAUAUCAACUUCGACAGCAGCUAUAACAACAACAUCAGAAUCACCACCACCAACAUCGACAGAAACCAUUACAACGACAUCAGAAAUACCAACAACAACAUCGACAGCAUCUUUAACAACAACACUAAAAUCACCACCAACAACAUCGCCAGAGGCUACUGCUUUAACAACAAAAGAACCAACAACAACAUUGAAAGCAGCUAUAAUAACAAUAUCAGAAACACCAACAACAACAUCGACAGUAGCUACAACAGCAACAAUAGUACAAUCAACAUCGACAGAAGCAAUAACAACAACAACAUUAAAAACACCAACAACAACAUCGAUAGCAGCUGUUUCAACAACAUCAGAUCCAACAACAACAACAACAACACCUAUGUCAACAGCAACUUUAACACCAACAACAGAACAUACAGUAUCAACAUCGACAGACGCCAUUACAACACCAUCAGAAACACGAACAACAACAUCGACAGCAGCUUCAAUAUCAACAACAGAGCAAACUAUAUCAACAUCCACAAAAGCCAAUGCAACAUCAGAAACACCAACAACAACAUCAACAAAAGCUUUAACAACAACUUCAGAACCAACAACAUUUACACCAACAUCAAUAGCAUCUUUAACAUCAACUACAGAACAAACAGUAUCAACAUCGACAGAAGCCAUUACAACAACAUCAGAAACACCAACAACAUCGACAGCAGCUUUACCAUCAGAACCAACAACAUUUACACAAAGUUGUGCGGCAAGAAGAGAUAUCUGCAAUCACGAAGACAGGAACAAUGCAGGGAACUCUGCAGACAAUUCGUGUCACUCAAGACCAACCAUAUCAACAUCGAUAAUGACAAGUUCAACAUCAACAGAACCGACUUUAUCAACGUCGACAGAAGCCAUAACAACAACAACAUCAGAAACACCAACAACAUCAACAGCAGCUUUAACACAAACAACACAACAAACAGUACUAACAUCAACAGAAACCAUAUCAACAACAUCAACAAUUACAACAGUACCAGCGGACAGUACAAUAUCAGAAGAACGAGCCUUAGUAACAUCGACAAAAACCAUAAAAACAUCAACAGAACCGGUAACAUCAUCAGAGACCAUUACAACAACAGCAGAAACACUUUUAUCAGCAUCGACAGAAUCAAGUGCAAUAUCGGAAGAACCACCUAUUUCAACAUCGACAGAAGCAAGUACAACAUCAGAAGAAACGAUGAUUCCAACAUCGACAGAGGCUAG